Camellia sinensis is the source of this 480-nucleotide messenger RNA. The record is from RefSeq and is a predicted model, not a curated record. NCBI's taxonomy places the organism in Eukaryota, Viridiplantae, Streptophyta, Magnoliopsida, Ericales, Theaceae.
AUGGCUUUCCAAUCACAUAUUCAGCUUUCUUGUCUCUCAAUUAUCACAUUUUACAUUCUUCUCGCAACUCCUUGUGCAACUGCACUAAACUUCAAUAUUGCCAAAAUUGGUCCCAAAAAUCUCAACGUUGACAUAACCACCAGUGGAGACGCUUACAUCUCCUCCAAUGGCGUCCACCUCGCGGUGGACAAGUACGAUACCAACUUAAAUAACAAAGCCGGCAAAUCUACCUACGUCAAACCGCUUCACCUUUAUGACAGUUAUUUCGGCAAGUUGAACGACUUCACCACCUAUUUCUCCUUCGUGAUUGAUUCGGAUGGAAGUUCAACUUUCGGAGAUGGGCUUGCAUUCUUCCUUGAACCUUCCGAUUCCAACAGCACCACUACUGGCGGUGCCAUUGGGCUUCCAAUUGAUCCGUCGACAUUGGAAGCCACUAGCCCAUUUGUCGCUGUGGAGUUUGACACCUUUCAGAAUUCUUAG